AGGCUUUCUGUCAUUUGCAGAAAACUUAAAAAAAUAUUUGGUAAUUUCGUACGUAAAAUGGACUUCAAUCAUUAUGUUGAUGGGGCUCUCACCUCACUUUUGGACACUGCCAAAUUCCUUAAGGAAAUAAGCGAUUCCGUGUCGGAUUUGGGUGGUGGUGAUGAAAUUCGUAAUUUGGUAGAGGAAAACGCCAGUUCGCGUGUGGAACAAGCCGAGAAGAUUAUUGAGCUGAAGACAAAACACAAGGGACACUUGGAGGCGAUGCAGCAGGCCAAAGACGAAAGCACCACCGUUGAGGAGUUCGAGCGGAUUUGGGAGGAGCGCCGGGAUGCACUGGACCGGAAGCCCAUUGAUGUGAAGAGCGCUGCCGAGUAUCAGAGCUUCAAGCGGGCCGUGGAAUCAACGCUGGCACAACCGGAAGCUAACGAGACCGGCGACGACGACGUAGUCCCAAUGGAGUUGCCGGGGGUCAAUGUCUUCUCACCAUACGAUCCCUGGACCAAGGCGCUUAUAAAGAACCCCGUGCGCAACAAAGUGUGUGGGCACAUCUACGACCGCGACUAUGUCCACAGCCUCAUCAAGGACAACAUCGGUAUUCGCUGCCCAGUGGCCGGCUGCGCCAAUCGAGCUUACAUAAACCCAGGCCACUUGAUCGAGGAUGCGCAAAUCAGACACAAGAUGCGCCAGGUAAUGAACCAGAUUGCAAAGGUUGAUAUAGACGAGGUAUCUUCCGACGACGAGGAAUCCAAAUAGAAGGGUUAAUGGACUGGACCAUUACCUUCCCUUAAAUCUAAGAAAAUAUUUGAUUUUCGACUUUUUGACUUUAAGAAUGUAUUCACAUGUAACCACCAAGGCACUACAAUGAAAAUGAAAUCCACAUUGAUUGAUUUUUAAAUACAUAUUGAAAACCAUUUUGCAUUAGA
This is a messenger RNA of Drosophila rhopaloa, 923 nucleotides long. RefSeq names its product E3 SUMO-protein ligase MMS21-like. The coding region runs from base 58 to 753 and encodes 231 amino acids. The transcript has 2 exons. The record is from RefSeq and is a predicted model, not a curated record. Gene Ontology annotation, cellular component: nucleus; Smc5-Smc6 complex. Lineage: Eukaryota; Metazoa; Arthropoda; Insecta; Diptera; Drosophilidae. Gene Ontology annotation, molecular function: zinc ion binding; SUMO ligase activity. Gene Ontology annotation, biological process: protein sumoylation; double-strand break repair via homologous recombination.